This is a messenger RNA of Drosophila ananassae, 1775 nucleotides long. RefSeq lists its product as uncharacterized. The transcript has 5 exons. The record is from RefSeq and is a predicted model, not a curated record. Lineage: Eukaryota; Metazoa; Arthropoda; Insecta; Diptera; Drosophilidae. Bases 608 to 1570 code for a protein of 320 amino acids.
GUUACGGGUAAACGUCGUUUUUAUCGAUUUUUUUUACACUUUAGUUUGUUAAGUAAUUCAAUAAAAAAAUAAAACAAUGUUUACCUAAUUUUUUAAUACAUUUUUGUUUUACUCCUUAAGUCCAAGCAUAUCUUUUAUGAAAUGUUAAUAAUCGGUUUUGUGAAUUUACGUCAUGUCGCAGACCCUUCGCAUACGCGCAUACAUUUUCAAUAAAACGUAAUAAUUUAAAUAAUAACAUAAUAUGUGUAGAAUUUUUAUUAACAACGUUACAAUACAAUAAAAGUUCAUUACAAAAUAUGUUUUUGUUAAAAAUAUGUAAAAAAAAAAAAGUGAAACUCCACUAAAAAAAAUAGUUUAACAACACUACUUUUUUAUUUUGAUGUACGUAUGUAAUAUCAUACAUACAUACGUUCAUGUUCAGCACGGUUUGAACUCAAGUUUACAAUAAACAUUAACUUUUGAUUUAGUCGAGUAAGCAAUUUAGUCAAACGGAAAGGAAAUCUGCUCUAUUUAAGUAAUCUCAGCCCAAAAAGAAUUACAUAUCAACUAAUUGUGUGGGUAAAUAUAUCUUCUGAAGUAGUAUUGAGGUCGCUGUGUGACGAACAAGAUGGCUUCUAAUUCUUCGAAGAAAAGCAAAUCUUCCGGUAUGCGUAUUCUGUGGAUACCGGGGCGUAAGCCCCACUCCAAGGGUCGCUAUAACGCUACUAGCAAGAACAUCUCGUAUAUGGGGCAGCAAAAAAAAAGCGAGGUGUGGUCUUUGGGAGGCAGCAAAGCACAGUCCGAACUAAUUAACUUGCCAACUUCUGAUGACUCCAACAACAUACCAACUUCAUCGCUUAGUAUUGUGGCCUCUUGCUCACUAGUACAGAGCGCCAACGGCUCAUCCGACGAUAUAGCUGUUUUAUCCGAGACUGCCACCUUACCUAUCACACCGCUUAGUUCUGACUUACCAAGCCUGAAUAGUCCCUUUUCGGACAUAGCGCCCUCCACUUCGUCGUCUAGGGCCAUGGCAUCUCCGAAUGUCAUUACAACAGUUCAGAUCCAGCAUUUGCAAAACUUUCUUAGUCCUGAUGACUUGCCAACGGUUCCAGCUACGCUCCCAGCAACUGCCGAAACAGAUGCGGGCCUAAACAGUUCUACAGGAACUACAGCCUCGGUGGCCACAACCUCAUCGCCAUUAGCUAAUCAUAAACUAGAAGCUCCACUUACAUCUCUUUCCCCACAGACCUCUCCCCAGAAGAAUAAAUAUAAGAAUCAUAACAACAACCAGGAGGACAUUAAUUCCAUAGAGAGCCUAUCAAGUUUACCCAGAUUUCAAUGUAGCACCGAUUUUGAUUGGAUUGAUGAAAUGGUGCAUCAACGCAACUGUAACGAGCUGAUGCACAAAAAUAAGCGCAAAAAAUCGAAGAAGGUUCUGCAGAGCUCGGAUGCAGAUCAAUUGGAUGGAAAAAUAUGUGACUACGAUGACCCUAAGAGGAAGCUAAAUGAAAAAAAAGAUGACAAUGGAGACGAGAAGGUUGUUAAAUGUUUAUACUACUCUCUUAUGUGCUGCGACUGUACUAUAUCGUAAUAAGCUUCUUUACUGAAUAUGUAUCUAUGUAAAAUACUCCUCAGUUAAAUAUGUAUAUCUUAAUUUUGUAAAACGUAGCAUAAUUACUGCAGAAUGAAAUACAGUACAGAAGUAUUUCGACAGAAGACAAAAGUAUUAACGAACGAUUAACAAACAUUAACAUUCGAAUAUUAAUAAAAGCAAAAAAGAUUUGAUAAAGAUGAAA